This is a messenger RNA of Jaculus jaculus (lesser Egyptian jerboa), 1684 nucleotides long. It is a transcript of the gene Cnot11, whose product is annotated as CCR4-NOT transcription complex subunit 11. Gene Ontology annotation, cellular component: CCR4-NOT complex. The coding region runs from base 95 to 1582 and encodes 495 amino acids. The transcript has 7 exons. The record is from RefSeq and is a predicted model, not a curated record. NCBI's taxonomy places the organism in Eukaryota, Metazoa, Chordata, Mammalia, Rodentia, Dipodidae. Gene Ontology annotation, biological process: mRNA catabolic process; negative regulation of translation.
GCUGUCGUGGUCUGCGCGCUUUACGGCCGUGGGGACGUAGAGAGCGGGCAACUGGGCCACUUGGGCGAAGGAACAGGGCCGGCGGGCGAAGUUAAUGCCCGGCGGCGGGGCGAUCUCGGCCCCUUGCCGGCUUCUCUCAGCUGCGGAGCCCAGGGGAACUCGUGAAGCGUCGGCGUUCAGGGGCGGCCCCGGGCCGGGGAGUGGAGGCUCUGGAGGCCCCGCGGGCAAGAUGAGCCUGACCCCGAAGGAACUCUCGAGCCUCCUGAGCAUCAUCUCCGAGGAGGCGGGCGGCGGCAGCACCUUCGAGGGCCUGUCCACCGCUUUCCACCACUACUUCAGCAAGGCCGACCACUUCCGCCUGGGCUCGGUGCUGGUGAUGCUGCUGCAGCAGCCGGACCUGCUGCCCAGCGCGGCGCAGCGCCUCACGGCGCUCUACCUGCUCUGGGAGAUGUACCGCACCGAGCCGCUCGCCGCCAACCCCUUCGCGGCCAGCUUCGCACACCUGCUCAACCCCGCGCCGCCCGCCCGCGGCGGCCAGGAGCCCGACCGGCCUCCGCUCUCAGGAUUUUUGCCUCCUAUAACUCCACCAGAAAAGUUUUUUCUUUCCCAGCUGAUGCUGGCACCCCCAAGGGAACUCUUUAAAAAGACACCUCGCCAGAUUGCAUUGAUGGACGUUGGAAACAUGGGUCAGUCUGUGGACAUCAGCGGGCUUCAGCUAGCCUUGGCCGAACGCCAGUCUGAAUUGCCAACCCAAAGUAAAGCUAGCUUCCCGAGUAUUCUCAGUGAUCCAGACCCGGACUCUUCUAAUUCUGGAUUUGACAGCUCAGUUGCCUCUCGGAUCACAGAAUCUUUAGUCAGUGGACCAAAACCACCUAUUGAAAGCCAUUUUCGGCCAGAGUUUAUCCGCCCACCACCGCCUCUCCACAUUUGUGAGGAUGAACUGGCCUGGCUAAAUCCCACAGAGCCUGACCAUACAAUUCAGUGGGAUAAGUCUAUGUGUGUUAAGAAUAGCACUGGUGUGGAGAUCAAACGAAUCAUGGCAAAAGCAUUCAAAAGCCCUUUAUCUUCUCCCCAACAAACACAGCUCCUUGGUGAGUUGGAAAAAGAUCCCAAACUUGUUUAUCAUAUUGGCCUCACUCCAGCCAAACUUCCAGACCUAGUUGAAAACAACCCUCUAGUUGCUAUAGAAAUGUUAUUGAAACUUAUGCAGUCAAGUCAGAUCACUGAGUAUUUCUCCGUCCUGGUCAACAUGGAUAUGUCCUUACAUUCAAUGGAAGUUGUAAAUCGACUAACUACAGCUGUUGAUCUACCUCCUGAAUUUAUUCACCUUUACAUAUCAAAUUGCAUCUCUACUUGUGAGCAAAUUAAGGACAAAUACAUGCAGAAUCGUUUGGUGCGUCUUGUGUGUGUGUUUCUCCAGUCCUUGAUCCGUAACAAAAUUAUUAAUGUGCAGGACUUGUUUAUAGAAGUGCAGGCCUUCUGUAUUGAAUUCAGCAGGAUACGAGAAGCUGCAGGCCUAUUCCGGUUGCUGAAGACACUGGAUACUGGGGAAACACCUUCAGAAACCAAAAUGUCAAAAUAAUACCUCUCCCGAUUGCUUAACCAUAUUGUGAUUAGUUCCUAAAGCUUUUCAGUGGACCGAUUGUUUCGUCUAAUGAAUAUAAAUGUCACUUUAUUUACUUAA